AUGCAACUUCAUGGUACCAUUCCUCCACACAUCGGAAACUUCUCAUUUCUUUCUUUCCUUGACAUCAGUAACAACACUUUUCAUGGAGAUUUGCCACAAGAGUUGGCUCAUUUGCAGAGGUUGAAAUUGAUUGAUGUCACAAGCAAUAACUUCACCGGAGCCAUUCCAUCAUUUUUAAGUUUGUUACCAAAAAUACGCUUUGUGUACCUAUCGAGCAACCAAUUUUUGGGAGAAAUUCCAUCUUCCCUUUCCAAUCUAACAAAGUUGCAAGUGUUGAGAAUGCAAUAUAAUUUUCUUCAAGGAGAGAUCCCUCGGGAACUCAGUGAUCUUCGUUACCUAACUAUCCUAGACCUGCAAAUUAAUCAGCUUACUGGCUCUAUACCGUCAUCAAUAUUUAACAUUACUACAAUGCAUAACAUUGCUCUUAGUGAAAACAAUCUUACUGGUAAGCUUCCAACAACUAUAUGUGAUCAUCUUCCAAAUUUGAAAGGGCUUUACCUCUCAAAAAACUACCUAGGUGGCAUUAUUCCACCAGACAUAGAAAAUUGCAGAAAGCUUCAGAUCUUGUCAUUGUCUUACAAUGAGUUUAUUGGAACUGUACCAAGAGAGCUAUCCAACUUAACAGCUCUUACAACAUUAGUAAUUGAAUCUCUGCAUUUGGAAGGAGAGAUACCUAUGGGGCUAGGUAAUCUUAAGAAACUACAGUGGCUGGGAUUACCCUUCAAUGAGCUUACUGGUUCUAUCCCUGCAAGCAUUUUCAACAUUUCAGCACUGCAGAUCAUAGAAUUUGAACUAAACAAUCUUUCAGGUACUCUACCUUCAGAUUUAGGUCGUGGAAUGCCCAACCUAGAAGAAUUCUUUUGUGGAGGAAAUAAUCUGAGUGGUUUUAUCUCUGAUUCAAUCUCAAAUUCAUCAAAACUCAGAAAACUUGAUCUUGCAGUAAACAGUUUCACAGGUCCAAUUCCUAAAUUGCUUGGUAACUUAGAAUACCUAGAGAUUCUGAACUUGGAGAACAAUAAUUUUAUCAGCGAUUCAUCAUUGAGCUUCCUUACAUCAUUAACAAACUGUAGGAAACUAAGAGCACUCCGAUUUAAUGAGAAUGCAUUGGAUGGGGCAUUAUCAGCGUCUGUUGGUAAUUUCUCAAACUCAUUGCAAAAUUUUGGAGGAAAUAGUUGUAAAUUGAAGGGUGUCAUUCCCCGAGAAAUUGGUAAUCUUACUGGAGUGACAAGGAUUGAUCUGUAUAACAAUGAGUUGACCGGACAUAUUCCAAAUACUGUCCAAGACAUGUUGAACCUCCAAGAAUUUUACCUACAAAGCAACAAGAUAGAAGGAACCAUACCAAAUGUUUUAUGCAGUUUAAUGAAUCUUGGUGCAUUAGACUUGACAGAAAAUCAUUUUUCUGGUUCAGUGCCCUCGUGCUUAGGGAAUGUUACGAGUUUGAGGUAUCUUAAUCUAGCUUUCAACAGGCUGAAUUCAUUACCUGCAAACUUGGGGAGCCUUCAAGAUCUAAUAGAAUUCAAUGUUUCAUCCAAUUUAUUAAGUGGCCAUAUUUCUCUGGAAUUCGGAAACUUUAAGUCUGCAACACUCAUUGAUUUGUCAAAAAAUGAUUUUUCUGAUAAAAUUCCUAGCACUUUAGGGGAUAUUGUCCUAACUUCUGAGGGUUAUAAAUUUGUAUUGGUUGAGGAUUAUCCUAUCAAAUCAGCAGAUCCUACUGAUGAGGAAGUCCAAGCCUAUGACAAAUGGGUUAAGGUUGAUGAGAUGGCAAGAUGCUACAUUCUUGCCUCAAUGGCGAAUGUCUUGCAGUAUCAGCAUCAGUCUAUGACAUCUGCUUAUGAUAUACUCGCAUCUCUUAAGGAGAUGUUUGGUGAGCAGAAUCGUGCUGCAAAACAGACUGCCAUGAAAGCCCUUUUGACCACAAAAAUGGCUGAAGGAUCUUCUAUCAGAGAACAUGUGCUGAAGUUGAUGAAUUACUUGAAUGAGCUGGAGAUACUUGGUGCUGAGAUUGAUAAGGAAUCUCAAGUUGAGAUGAUCCUUCAGACUUUGCCGGACAGUUUUCAACAGUUUCGCUUGAACUAUAAUAUGAAUAAGAUGGACAUGUCUUUAGCGAAAUUGUUAAAUGAGUUGCAAGCGGCUGGGCCGUCUUCUUCAAAACCAGCAAAAUUCCAAAAGAAAAAGAAAAAGCCCCGCAAGGCUGUGACACCCGGAGGUGCUAAGGAUGGUGUGGCUAAGCCGAAAGAAUCUGGAGCCACUGAUCAUAUCUGCACUUCUUUGCAGGGGUUUCAAGAAACACGGCGGCUAAAUAAGGAUGAAAUUAGUGUUUUUCAAGCAUAUGGGGAGCCAGCACCUGCCUUAGCUGUUGGAAUAAUUUCGUUUUCAUUUAGUAGUUCCAGACUUUUAGUAUUGAAUAAUGUUUUAUAUGUUCCUUCUAUAAGAAGGAAUUUAUUGUCUGUUUCUAAACUAAUGGAUGAUGGUUAUGAUAUUCACUAUGCGAAUAACUCUGCUGUUAUUAAGUAA
Solanum stenotomum is the source of this 2514-nucleotide messenger RNA. RefSeq names its product MDIS1-interacting receptor like kinase 2-like. Lineage: Eukaryota; Viridiplantae; Streptophyta; Magnoliopsida; Solanales; Solanaceae. The coding region runs from base 1 to 2514 and encodes 837 amino acids. The record is from RefSeq and is a predicted model, not a curated record. Gene Ontology annotation, molecular function: protein binding. The transcript is spliced from 5 exons.